AAGCUGAGUCAUCUUCAGGUGGAGCUGCUAGGAGCACUGCUGGAGUCAGGGCUAACCAAGGAGACCCUGAUCAAAGCGCUCGGGGAAGUGGACCCCUACAACCUCCAGAGUGAAAGCCAGCGAGCCAUCAAUGCCAUUCAGGCCGAGAAAGGGGAGCCCUGUGCUGAAAUCCCUCAUCUUCCCAACGGGAUGGAGGAAUCCAGAAUGUCCGAAGAGGAAACCUCUGAUGAUGGGGAGGAAUUCACCCCUCCAAUAAUGAAGGAGCUGGAAAACCUGAGUCCAGAGGAGGCUGCUCACCAGAAGGCUGUGGUGGAGAGACUCUUACAAGAAGAUCCCUGGAGAGUAGCAAAGAUGGUGAAAUCCUACCUCCAGCAACACAACAUCCCUCAAAGGGAGGUGGUAGAUACCACGGGUCUGAAUCAGUCUCAUCUCUCACAGCACCUCAACAAAGGCACACCAAUGAAGACUCAGAAGAGAGCUGCCCUCUACACUUGGUACGUCCGCAAGCAGCGAGAGGUGGCCCAGCAGUUCACACAUGCUGGCCAGGGACUCAUGACAGAGGAGUCCAUGGGAGAUGAUCUGCCCACCAAGAAAGGGAGAAGAAACCGCUUUAAGUGGGGUCCUGCCUCACAGCAGAUCCUAUUCCAAGCUUACGAGAGACAGAAGAACCCGAGCAAGGAGGAGAGAGAGGCCCUGGUGGAGGAGUGCAACAGGGCAGAAUGCAUUCAGCGUGGCGUCUCCCCUUCCCAGGCCCAAGGUCUGGGCUCAAACCUGGUCACAGAAGUGAGAGUUUAUAACUGGUUUGCCAACCGUAGGAAGGAGGAGGCCUUCCGGCACAAGCUAGCCAUGGAUACCUACAGCGGGCCGCAGUCCAGCUCUGCACCCCCGCUGACCUCUCACAACACUUCCUCCCUCCAGCCCCCAUCCGCUCUCUCGCCAAGCAAAGUCCACGGCAUGAGGUACAACCAGCAGCCGGCCAGUGAGGCAGAGUCUUCCAGCAGCAAUCACCAUGGGAACAGCUCCUUGGUGACCACCCAAACAAUUCUUCAUCAGGUCUCUCCCCCUGGACUGGAGCCAAGCCAGAACCUAUUGAGCACAGACACAAAGCUGAUCUCUGCUCAUGGAGGAUCACUCCCUCCUGUCAGCACCCUAACUGCUCUGCACAGCCUAGAGCAAAAUCCACACACACUGAGCCAGCAAACCCAAAAUCUAAUCAUGGCAUCACUGCCUGGUGUAAUGGCAAUUGGAGCUGGUGAAACCUCUUCCCUGGGACCAGCAUUCACCAACACAGGGGCAUCUACCCUGGUAAUAGGCCUAGCCUCCACCCAAGCCCAGAGUGUUCCUGUGAUAAACAGUAUGGGAAGCAGCCUUACUACACUUCAGCCUGUCCAGUUCUCCCAACAGCUCCACCCAUCUUACCAGCAGCCCAUCAUGCAGCAGGUCCAGAGCCACAUAAAUCAGAGCCCCUUCAUGGCUACCAUGGCCCAGCUACAAAGCCCCCAUGCUCUCUACAGCCACAAGUCUGAAGUGGCCCAAUAUGCACAUACUGGCCUUUUACCCCAGACCAUGGUGAUAACAGACACUGCAAAUCUGAGUGCCCUGACUAACCUGACACCAACCAAACAGGUAUUUACAUCUGAAUCAGAGACCCAUACAGAGUCCGGGAUCCACACGUCUGUGUCACAAACACCAACAAUACAUUUGCAGAACCAAGACACCGCCAUUCAGCACCUUCAGCCGAGCCAUCGCCUCACCCCAAGCCCAGCUGUCUCCUCUAGCAACCUGGUGCUCUACCAGAGCUCUGACUCGACCAACAGCCACAGCCACUUGCUGCCAUCUACUCACAGCGUGAUUGAGACCUUCAUCCCUACACAGAUGGCAUCCUCCACUCAGUAACCAUGGUGACUGGUUCACAAGCAACUGCCACAGCUGAGUCGUCAGGAGCAGCUCCAUCUGUGCUCGUGGGUCACAGAUCACAGCUGCCUUCCCACAGAGAAGAGUGUGUGCCGGGCUCAGAGGCCUCCAGCUCCUCCCCACUGCCUUACACCAAGUCUUCACCUCUCCCCCCAUCCAACACAACAUGGGAAGCUACAAACGGCCAUCCAGGUAGUUGACAGAGAAGGACAGCAUUGACACUGCCAAAUGGAACAACGGCCAUAAAAACUGAAGACUGCCAGCCAGGAUAAGGGUUUGAACGGUCUAUGGCAAAACUGCAAAGGGAUAGCUUGGAAUUUUCAUUUUUAGCUGGGCUGCAAACAUGUAACCCUGCCACUGCAAGUCCUGCAAGGAAGAGCAGCACUGCUCUGCUGAAGGCAGGCGAGCACCGCUUAAAUACCCCACCACUGCUGCAAACAAAGCUGAUAGAAACUUGAGGGACACAGCAGCUUUCCUUGGGGCAGACUGCAUAAGAGCCUGACUACCAGCCAAGCAAGAUAGAGACCA
This is a messenger RNA of Pelodiscus sinensis (Chinese soft-shelled turtle), 2442 nucleotides long. RefSeq names its product HNF1 homeobox A (gene HNF1A). The record is from RefSeq and is a predicted model, not a curated record. Lineage: Eukaryota; Metazoa; Chordata; Testudines; Trionychidae. Gene Ontology annotation, cellular component: nucleus. Gene Ontology annotation, biological process: positive regulation of DNA-templated transcription; liver development; insulin secretion. Gene Ontology annotation, molecular function: DNA-binding transcription factor activity, RNA polymerase II-specific; RNA polymerase II cis-regulatory region sequence-specific DNA binding.